GUAUUUGAGGGCGGAGAGAUUUUGUAGCUGAUGCCUGUGAAAUGAAAUCAGCUUGUUGCCGUUUGUCUCACAGAAUCAAAGUUGCGGUGGAGUGAUACGGACUAAAUCCUCUUGGGUUUACAGUGAACAGAGACCAUUUACUUUUGUCUAUACACCGGUAAUAUCAUCGAAGGACAUAUCUUGUGCAGGUCUUAGCAGAUUUCUGCCGAAUGGAUGAUGAGGAGGAUGAUGUGUUUGUGCCAGACUCCUCCCACUGCUGGCGCACAGCCUUCAGGGAAAUAAAGUACGAGGACAGAGGCACCCAGACACCCAGCCCUGCCCUGGCACUGCCCAACGACAUGCUGCCCUGUGGGGUGGCCCAGGAGCCCAGACCACUCUUCUACGGCAACGCAGGCUUUCGAUUGCACUUUCCAGCGCGGUUUGAGCAGGUUGGAGACCAGGGGCCUCAGGAGCAGCAUCAGGUGGAGAGAGGGAGGAUGGAACGGCUUCAACAGCAGCCUCAGCAGCCAGCACAAAGCAUGGAGGUCUGCAUUGGACAGAAACUCCAACUCAUCGGAGACCAGUUCUACCAAGAACACCUUCAACUGUAUCACCGAAACCAAAGGAACAUGAGGCCCUUGUGGUGGCGCCUGGCCUCAGCUCUACUCACCCUGCUGUUUGAGCAGGAGGCCAUCGCUGGAAGGGGGAGAGCAGGGUGGAGGUGAUGGAGAAGACCAGCCCAGACCACCCCUCUCCCACAGGGACUGGACUCCUAAUGGCACUGUCAAAUGUAACAUGGGUCAGUUUGGGGAAAGAAGAGAGAAAAGGUCACCGCAGGACGGAGACAACCAUUUUUUUUACAAGGUUCAUUUUUUUCCAAGAAGAUGCCAUGUUGUUUCACGAGAUUCCUCUACUGGACGAUGUCCUUAUUUUGGUAAUUGUGUGAUGUAGUAUUUUGUACAGUCAUUAUUCCUGUUGAAUUUGUUUGCACUUGUGUAUGUGUACAUCUUGAAUGGCCUCCAUGGACCUGGGAAUGCCUUAUCAAUGUCUCCUGCCACAACCCAAUGACUGUUGACAUGAACCAAGCAGAAGAAAGCAAGAUAUGGAGGGAUCUGAAGAAGGGAAAGAAGAGUGGUUCGUGGGGUUUUCUUUUCUGAAGUUUCCCAGGAAAUAAUCGGUCAAACUUGACAACUUACACAUUUCCAAAGGCACAGUUUCUCAGAACAAAGCAUUUUGCACCUCAACUCGUCCUUCUCCUCAAUGGGGUUGUGUAUACUGUCAUAAUACUGUUAUAUUACAUGUUGAUUUUUCUUUGCUCUUCCAGUCACUUUCAUUGCAUUGAUUUCAAUAAUUGUUGUUUUUCCCUGUGUCACCAAAAGUAAUAAGAACAAAAUUGUGGAGCCCUCGGUGGCUUCUAAGGUGGCUAGUGCCACUUUGUGGUGUGAAGGUUGAUUUAGAUUUAUUAUGAUUCCCAUUAGCCGACGCCAAUGGUGACAACUAGUUUUACUGGGGUCCGACAUAUAACGAAAAAGACAUUACAGACAAAAGACUUUUACAAUUUAGAUACAACUUCCGAGACAAAGGGGAUCCCACGAGUUACUUCAAGUUACUAAGAGAGAACACCGUAUUUUCAAUCAUAGUCUAUUUCCGAUUGAUCUUUUACUAAUUCCAUAAGUCCCAAAACUGGACCCCAGCCACUGUAAGAAACAGUGUGCUGGUCAUUUUAGUCUCUUAAGACUUUCAGGCCCUUCAAGUGGAGCUAUGGAUCCACAUUGUUUGCACUAUAGUACAUUAGUCAGGAGUAGAUUAGGUAACAAAACCAACCUCUGUUAUUCAAUGAAGGUGUUUAACUGUAUCUGAUUUGUCAUGGUAAGAUUACAAUGUUUUCAGUCACAUUUCCAUUCAUUUUCAUUCACAUAUCAUCACAGGAACUGACCUAUGGACCAACAGUCUGAGGUACGAGUGAUGCUGGUUAACUGAAGGCCUCAUUGAAAUUCCAGUGUUUUUUUAGCCCUCUAACUGAUGUGCUUUUUAACCCACUGUCAGAUAUUCAAUUGUAUUCUGGACACCAAUGCAAUAAUGUGCAAACAAACCAGUGAAACAACAGCCUUUCCUCUCCUCUCCUCUCAGGAUUCUUACAUGGGCUUGUAUACUUCUUUUUGUACCUGUGGGGUGAUCUUGUAUUAGUUCUUUGUCCUCGGAUCCUGUGGUGUAACUGUUUGAUAGAAAUGACCACUGCUAAUCCAAUUGACAAGAGAAAGUGUCUGAGAUUAGAAGUAGCUGGUAGUGUGGAAGACUGUAAUUGCUGUUGAAAUUUGAAUCUGUUUGAUGUAUUCUUGAAGAUGCUGUUUGUUGUACAUUUUAUUGCCUUUUUACUUUACUUUCGUCCAUUUUGAAGGAGCAGUAUACAUAUUUUAGACAACUCUUAUUACCCGGUUAUGUUUGGUCCUACAGUACUUAUGUGUCAUCAUCUGUCUGUAUAAUCAGAGCUUUUUUUUCAACCCUUCAUUUAGAAUACUGGAGAUAUGUCUCAGGGCCAGGGAAAAUACAAUACUUUUAGUAAGAGUUUCCCAUGUAGAGUAGAAGGACGAAGGAAAUGAGUGGUUAAGUCCAAUUUUGUUGUCUGCAUCAGUUGAAAUACAUUUGAAACAUAACCAUAGAUACAAAGGUACACUUUAGACAGAGUGGUCAGAUGAUUACGCUUGCUAUGACUCUGUUAUGGCAGGGACUACGUUAGAAGCAUGUGGGGCAGUGAGAGAUCAGCUGAACGUUGGUGUUGUUUGUUGUUGUUUCCUGCAGAUCCUGAACACUGAGCCAGUCACCGUAGCUUCCUGUCUCACUGUAGUACAUUGACCAGUUUCUAAACUUGCUUAUCUCAGUCUACUGUAGCCCACGUCUCUGUGUACU
This is a messenger RNA of Oncorhynchus kisutch (coho salmon), 2886 nucleotides long. It is a transcript of the gene bmf1, whose product is annotated as BCL2 modifying factor 1. Lineage: Eukaryota; Metazoa; Chordata; Actinopteri; Salmoniformes; Salmonidae. The transcript has 4 exons. Gene Ontology annotation, cellular component: myosin complex. Gene Ontology annotation, biological process: positive regulation of apoptotic process; apoptotic process; negative regulation of autophagy. The coding region runs from base 210 to 704 and encodes 164 amino acids. The record is from RefSeq and is a predicted model, not a curated record.